Molecule: messenger RNA, 2478 nt
Organism: Cololabis saira (Pacific saury)
Lineage: Eukaryota; Metazoa; Chordata; Actinopteri; Beloniformes; Belonidae
Gene: cbll1
Product: Cbl proto-oncogene-like 1, E3 ubiquitin protein ligase
Exons: 6
Coding region: 80-1543 (487 amino acids)
Biological process (GO): regulation of cell adhesion; protein ubiquitination
Molecular function (GO): ubiquitin protein ligase activity
Source: RefSeq, a predicted model, not a curated record
UGUCUUUGCUAGCUCCUCCCGCUAGCUCUCUCUGGGCUCGCUCGCUUUCCCACAAUGCAUCGCGCUCACUCUCUGGAUCAUGGACCAAGGCGACAAUGAUCUCCAAGGAAGUGACGGCUCUGGCAGUCUGGGCGGCCUGGACGUUCGCAGACGGAUCCCCAUCAAGCUCAUCUCCAAGCAGCCCAUCAGGAAUAAACCUCCACCGCGCACCCAGAGAGCCGUCAGCAGACCCUGUAAAAGUGAGCCUGGAGAAGAUGAUAAAUUUGGCUUCAAGCAAGAAGACAGGUUUGAUUGUGGCACUAAAGCUGGUGAUGUAUUUGCAAAUCAGAGAAGAUUUCCCCAGCCAUUGUUUUGGGACUAUAAGUUAAAUUUGAUUGGGGAAAGAGAUGAGAUUCCUAUUCACUUCUGUGACAAAUGUGGUCUACCUAUUCAACUGUAUGGACGGAUGAUUCCCUGCAAACAUGUUUUUUGCUAUGAUUGUGCUUUGCUUCAUGAGAAGAAAGGAGAGAAAAUGUGCCCAGGCCUAACUCUGUACAACUGCACGGAUCCGGUCCAGCGCAUCGAGCAGUGCCAGCGAGGUUCCCUCUAUAUGUGCAGCGUUGUGCCAGGAUGCAAACGCACCUACCUGUCCCAGCGAGACCUGCAGGCCCACGUGAACCACCGUCACAUGAGGGCCCCCAAGUCCUCCUCGGGUCGCCAGGACCCCAUGCACCUUCCCUCUGCUCCCGACGUCUCCGAGCGCUUCCGUGUGCCUCCCCCUCACCUGUCCAAGAACCACGUCCACCUCCCCAACCCCCUCCAGCACAGCAGCCACGACCCCUACAGCCAGCCCCCGCCCCCCACCCCUCACGAAGGCCCUCCUCCCACGUCUGCCUUGGGUCCUGAGACAUUCCGUAUCACCACGGUAACCACUCGUAAACACAGUAAUCUCAUCACGGUGCCCAUCCAAGAUGAUUCUUCCUCCUCCUCCCGGGAACCUCUCUCUGGCGUGCCGGCCCCCAGCCAGCCCCCCCACCACCACCCGGGGGACUAUCCAGGUCAGCCUCCUGUAGUUUCUCACUCUCACCACAUGAUGGGGCCACCGCAGCAGCACUUCGGCCCCCCUCCUCCCCCCCCUCCUCCUAUCAGUCACCCCAUGCAGCAUCCUGCCCAGGCCUCCGGGACCCCUCACCUGGUCUACAACCAGGCCCCCCCUCCCCCCAUGUCUACAGCUCCCCCACCUAUAACCCCCCCACCAGGACACAUCAUGGGCCAGAUCCCCCCAUACAUCAGCCACCCACCUCCAGGACCCCCCCCGCAGCACGCCGGGCCCCCCGUAAACGCGCCCCCACCUCAUCAUUAUAACCCUAACUCCAUGCAGCAGUUCCCUGAAGAUCAGGGGACCCUCAGCCCCCCCUUUAACCAGCCCGGAGGGCUCAGUCCUGGGAUGUGGCCUGCUCCAAGAGGACCGCCACCCCCACGGAUGCAGGGACCCCCCCCACAGGGCCAGAUGCCCGGGCCUCACAUUCCGGACCAGGGUCGAUACCGGCCUUAUUAUCAGUAAGAUAAACUGGAUGAACGGGCAACAGUCAGUCGUUCUGUUCCGUCUUACUGGUCUGACUAAUGUGAUUGUAAACCUCAGGGUUACAGGACGGAUUACUUUGAUUUGGAUGAAACUGCCCUAAAAUGUGCAUGCAGUGCAUAUUUGACUUAACUGCUCCACGUCCCGCUGAACAUACGAGUAACUGGAAGAGUAGGGACGUUCCCUUUUUUAGUAGCUCAUGGUUGAAACCUUUGUAUAUAUGUGGGGGGAUGUCACUUGUACAUUGUCAACAAAUUUCAAUAAAUUGUUAUAGCUGUAUCUAGUUCAUGUUUUUUGAUCACAUAGCUGAUUAAAUUAUACCUGACUUAAUUUGAAAAAAAAAAGCUUUCUGAGAUCAGCUUUUCUGACUAUCUGUCCAAGAAAAAAGUUUAGUUUAAAAAAAAAAAAAAGAUGAUGAAAUAAAAUAUCUAAGUGUUACGUGAGUGGCAAGCAGUACAUCAUGGUCCAAUCUCAAAACUAUUAAGCUUUGAGAAUGCUAAAAUGUGCACAGUCUUACAUUUUAUUUCAAUCUAUUAAUUUGUUUGUAAGUCAUUCCUGAUCUUUGUUAUUGGGAAUCUGCUCACAAUUAUUAUAUAUAUGCAGCUUCUCAUUAAAGAAUAUUUAUCUUUGGAUUUUGACUGUUUUAGCAACAGGGUUGUUUUUGCUCGUAUAAGUUCAAGGCAUAAUGUUGGGUAAUGAAAAUCAGUCUAAAAAUGUUAUCUUGUAACUCAUUCUGAGGCCUGACCUAAGUGUGGACAUCACAUGUUUUGUUGUCUGUCAUAUUUCAUUUCUUAACGGAAACCCAAAGGAACAAGAACAUUACACCAGGUCUGAGAAGGUUAAGUUGUGUUCAUCUUUAUUUUUCCCCCCUACUAAAUAACAGAAAUUGAAAUAAAAUACAGUUUCUUUCACUUUAA